AUGUCAAUUAAAUCUAAUAUUCGUAAAUUGCCAAUACUUUCUUCAUCAUCACAUAUUCCAAUAUCUUAUCAACGAUAUCAAAAUCGUGCUGCAGCUGUAUAUGAUAUGAGUAUAAAUUGUCAUGAUAUUGAAACAAUAUGUCAUAUACAUCGUUUAUCAAAAAUAAUUAUAUUACAAGAUUGGAAAGGAAAUUUUGAUUAUUUACAAAAUAAAUUAAAUUUAAAUAAUCAUAAUGAUAUUAAACAAAGAUUUUUAAAUAUUAUGAAAGAUAUUGAACAUAAUAAAAUUCAACCAACACUUGCGGCUAUUGCUCAUCAUAUACCAUUUGUUUAUAUUGAACAAGCAAUAGCAGAUCAAAAUAUUACAAAUGCAUUAAAUCGUUUUCUUGAUGAUUUUAAUCCAAAAAAAAUUUUGAAAAUAGAAUUAAAAAAAAAUAAUAUUAUACAAAAACAAUUAAAUAAUGGUCAACCUAUUUUAACAUUAUUUGAACAAUAUUUACUUCUUGAAUAUCUUAUUAAAUCAAUAUCAAUAAAAAAAUUUCGAAAAAUAAUUGAUAUUGAAAAAUAUCUUCUUGAAUAUAUUCAAUUGAUUAUGAAAACAAAUUAUUCAUCAUUAAAUAAUAUUUCUUAUUUAAAUAAAACAUGGCUUAAAACAUUUCUUCUAUGGGCAUAUCCUCAAAUAGAUUCAAAUAAUCUAUCUUGGUUAGAUAUAAGUCAAUUAUAA
Molecule: messenger RNA, 723 nt
Organism: Rotaria sp. Silwood1
Lineage: Eukaryota; Metazoa; Rotifera; Eurotatoria; Philodinida; Philodinidae
Source: the annotation of a GenBank genome assembly